GAGGCACGAGAGGCCGAGAGGGUGAGGUGAAGAGUUGAAGACAGAAUAGAAACUGCCCCCUGCACAGCACUGUGUGCGGCAUUAACUGCCUGCAUUGGUGGUUUCUUGGGGUAGGUUGGAUUAGGUUGGUGACCAGAAGGGGUUUGCUGCGCUGAGCUCUUUUGGUAGAGAGAGAGAGAGAGAGCUUGGAGGCUUCGAGCGCAGUGAUGGCUUGAGCUCUGGAGCUGGUGGUGCUUGUGGCCUUGUGCAGCUUGUGCUUGAGGUUCUUGCGUCCUCCGCUUCCUACUCAGGUGCUUCCCGCUGAGGCUGCGAGUGCGAGAGGAGAUAGCUGCCGGGAUGGCGUCCAUGAAGCUUGGCUCAAAGCCUGACGCCUUCAAAAGGCAAGGGAAGGCAUGGUUCUGCACAACAGGACUUCCCAGCGAUGUUACUGUUGAGGUUGGGGAUAUCUCUUUCCAUCUUCAUAAGUUCCCUUUACUUUCAAAAAGUGCCUUUCUCGAAUGUUUGAUCAAAGAGAGUUCAGACCGAGAAGAAUGUAUCAUCAAACUAAAUGAUAUUCCUGGGGGUUCCAAGUCAUUUGAGCUAGUUGCAAGGUUCUGCUAUGGAGUGAAAAUAGAACUUUCUCCCACAAAUGUUGUCUACCUACGUUGUGCCUCUGAGCAUCUACAAAUGACUGAAGAAGUAGCCGAGGACAACUUGAUUGCACAGUCAGAAAUGUUCCUUAACCAAGUGGUCCUCCUUAACUGGAAAGAUUCUUUGACAGCAUUGGAAACAUGUGAUGACCUCCUUCCUCAUGCUGAAAACCUUCAGAUUGUGAAGAGAUGCAUUGAGUCGUUAGCAUCAAAAGCUAAUACUGAUCCAAACCUCUUUGGAUGGCCGAUAAGGGAACAUGGCAUCAUGCAAAGCCCUGGUGGCAGUGUACUGUGGAAUGGGAUCAGCACGGGUGCAAGGCCCAGGAACUUCAGUGCAGACUGGUGGUAUGAGGAUGCUUCGUCAUUGAGUUUCCCCAUGUACAAGAGGUUAAUUUCCACUAUGGAGUCUCGAGGCAUUAGACCUGAGAUAAUUGCUGGUUCUUUGGCAUACUAUGCCAAGAAGUAUCUCCCAGGACUCAAUAGGCGUCAUAGCAUGGGAACAGUGCCUCUUACUGCUACUCUAUCUGAGGUUGAACAAAAAAACUUGCUUGAGGAGAUCGAUCAACUAUUGCCGGUUCAGAAGGGUUUAGCAUCUACAAAAGUUUUACUUGGUCUCCUUCGCACAGCCAUGAUUCUAAAGGCCAGCCCCACAUGCAUUUCCAACUUAGAGAAACGGAUCGGCAUGCAACUAGACCAGGUCACUCUGGAGGAUCUAUUGCUGCCAAAUUUUUCCUACACCAUGGAAACUCUGUAUAAUGUUGAGUGUGUUCACAGGAUUCUUGAUCACUUUUUGGCAAUGGACCAGGCUAAUGGCGCUGCCUCACCAUGCCUGGAUGAUGUGAUGGCGUCCCCUUCCUUGACACCAAUCACUACUGUUGCUAAGUUAAUUGAUGGCUACCUUGCCGAGAUUGCACCAGAUAUCAAUUUGAAGCUUCCUAAAUUCCAAGCUCUUGCAUCUGCUGUGCCUGAGUAUGCCCGGCCAUUGGAUGAUGGACUUUAUCGUGCAAUCGAUAUAUACUUGAAGGCACAUUCCUGGCUAUCAGAAGCUGAAAGGGAGCAGCUCUGUCGUCUGAUGGAGUGCCAGAAGCUCUCCCUAGAAGCAUGCACUCAUGCUGCCCAGAACGAGAGGCUGCCACUGCGCGUCGUGGUACAAGUCCUCUUCUUUGAGCAGCUCCAGCUAAGAACCUCAAUUGCUGGCUGCCUGCUCGUCUCUGACAACCUUGAAGGAUCUAGGCCCCUGCGAAGUGGCAUCGCGAUGUCCAGCGAGGCCGGGGGAUGGACCACAGCCGUCCGGGAGAACCAGGUCCUGAAAGUCGGCAUGGACAACAUGAGGACACGCCUGUCAGAGCUCGAGAAAGAGUGCUCGAACAUGAGGCAGGAGAUUGAGAAGCUGGGGCGCGGCAAGAGCAGCUGGACCUCCCGUGUCCCCCGGAGGUUCAGCCUGAAGAUGAAGUCGCAUAUGUGCAGCGCCCAGGAGGGCUCCGUCAGCGAGCAGCAGAAGAGCAUGAGCACGAAGCUCAACAAGCUGCAAGCAAAGGUGUCAAAACAGAAGAAGCAACUCUCGGUGGCCACCUGAAAAUCUGAGACUCCAUUUACGGCCUCACUUGUAAUUUUUAGCCUGGUGUUAAUCGCUUUCGCCUCUUUUUCGUGCCUGUAGCUGUUAGGUUGAACAUCUGAUUUCCAGUGGUUGAGUACCUUAAGGUGAACAUUUCAGAUGCUUGGAUGGUAGUGAGAAUGGCAGUGUCGUAGCUAAGGAUGAGAACCUGACGCGCUCCCUUGUUUUGGCUGAAAUAGUAGUCGUGAUCGGUUCAUUGCAAGGACACAUUCGCUUACUUUGCAACUGUGAUCUGUGACAUGUCAGUUGUAGCUGCUAUAUGUUCAUGCACUGAGCAUUCCUCA
Phragmites australis (common reed) is the source of this 2528-nucleotide messenger RNA. RefSeq names its product BTB/POZ domain-containing protein At1g30440-like. The record is from RefSeq and is a predicted model, not a curated record. Lineage: Eukaryota; Viridiplantae; Streptophyta; Magnoliopsida; Poales; Poaceae. Gene Ontology annotation, molecular function: protein binding. The transcript is spliced from 4 exons. The coding region runs from base 337 to 2205 and encodes 622 amino acids.